AUGUCGAAUGCUCAACACUGCUCCUUCGUCCUUCUCGCGGAAUUCGACAUCGACCGGGGAGCGCAACUGACAUACCAAUUCCCGCAACCCUUGGGGACCGAUGAAGGGCUGCUCGCCAACUUGAUGCUCCCAGACGGUGCCGAGAAGCAACUGGAGGACUGGACUAUAUUCUUUCUCAAUCAGACACCAUUCAAUACAAUCGCACCCGUGCUCGCUCUGGAGGCAGAUUCAGACGGUGUGGGUAAUGGGGAUGACCAUACUGGGCUCUUGUAUGUCUUGAAUCUGGUAAGGACCAAGCAUGACAAGACAGUACGAAGGGGGGCAGUCGUGAAAGCCAUGGCUAUCUGCACUAGACAUCCCUUCAUCCAGAUUUUCAAGCCCGUAUUAUUGAUGGCCCUUGACGACUACUUCGCUGACCCUUCCCAAGAAUGCCUUGCUCGCCUGUUCGACGCUAUCAAUUCCAUGGACAUGUCCGGAGCACCGACACUUUCCCGCUACGAAAAGCUCGUUAUGCGGACUUCCGAACGCAAAGAUAUCUUCGCUGAGAAGUUUGUCGCUCAGAAAGCGGAACUAACCCCAUCAAGUCAUGGCCCCGCUAAAGCUCAACAUCGCAAAACUCCUUCCUGGGAUUCUCAUUCUGACUUCGAAGACAGCUUGGUCACCCGGAGCCGUGAGUCGGUAGACAGAGACCGGUCCAUGCAAGAUACCACUGUGACCAAUGCUCACAGGGAGCAACACAGUCAUACGCAAGGGCAGUAUUCUCCUACGGAUACUUCCUUUGGCAGUGCAGUCUGGGUAGGUGACGAGAGUGGGCUGGAUCAAGUAUCGCAAAGCAUUGGCAUGACCACGAGCAACGCAAAUUAUGCUAGCGGCAGUGGGCGCGGGCGACGUUCAACCGACGCUUCGUCAAAUUCGUCUCACGGCUUUGCUUAUGGUGUGCAGGCCGCGAGCGCGACAAGUUAUUUCCCCGCAGGAGGGAUGGUUAAAGAUACGCAUUUCUUCCAGACGUCGAUAGCUUACAAAGGCCACACUCUCCCCAUCAAGAUGCCCCUCUCCACUUUCCCUGAAGAAGUUGGUGACUAUUCCCUCAUCCAACUUAUCCAGACCUUCUCGAGCCCCAUAGCGACUGUAACUGGACCUUUGCAUCCGCACCUUCAUAAUAACGGCAGUCUUACGCAUCCCAUCAUCGUACUCUUCAACGCCCUUAUUACAGGCAAGCGAAUAAUUUUCCUAGGACAUAACCGACCUGCUGGGCAGGUCUCGAGUUAUGUCCUAUCUGCCUGCGCCCUGGGCUCCGGUUCUGGGUGUGUCUUGCGAGGGUUCAUAGAGCGAGCAUUCCCAUAUGCAAAUCUUACCAACAAAGAGGAAUGGGAGUCCAUUCCAGGAUACAUAGCCGGGGUCACGAACCCAAUCUUCGAACACGGCAACUCUUGGGAUCUAUUGUGCGACGUCGGUACCGGUCGGAUGGUCGUAAAUAAAGAUAUCCAUAUUAGCUGCCCUGUGAACACUCAAAGCUCCUUGAGUCCUCCAUUAAUUAUGCGCACCGGCACCCUGAAAGCAGAGUCCUCCAUUGGGAGCGAGGAGGAUAUCGCGCGAUCAGGGAAAGAAGCCAAGGAUGGUCAGAAAAGCGAAAUCGUUGCCAAGGCUGACAGCUCCGAUAAUCUCUUCAUUGAGGAUAUUAUCUCUGCGAUAUCGUAUCACUUCGGAGAAGGACUCGUCCGGGCCAGGUUUAUGGAAUAUGUCAGCCGCUUCGUUCGUCUCGCCGCUCGAUACGAAGAGGAGGUUCUAGGACCGACUAAGAUAGGGUACCCGAACAUACCUUUUCGAGACGGCCACCUAGGCAGUGGCAUAUCUUUCAGUGAUGAUGCGGCAGCUAUGCGCGAGUUGGCAUCGAAUGCCAAUCGCAUCGAGGGAUGGAGGAGAACCAAUAGUUAUCACUAUUUCCAGCAGGACUUCGAUAGAUCGCUGUCAACUGACCCCAUACAAGGAUUCGAUGUUCUCCAUCAAAUCUGGCGGUUCCGUCUCGCAAAAAACAUGUCAGAUUCUGAGGUGGACUUGAUCAUGCGUACAUUAGUGGAAAAUGUGCGGACGUAUGACCAGGUUGUAGAGCUGCUCUCUUUUCUCCCUCCACAUCACGGGGGAUUAUUACCUCUGAGCUUUGGUCUCUUCCACCAACAAGAGAUAAUACGAGAACUGACCGUAGAGCUGUUCAAUCAGCUGCGCGCACACCCGGUUGGGUAUCAGUUCUUGCAGGCCCUCAAUCACUUCCACCGAUACGCUUACGUUCGAUUAGCCCAUGCCAAGGACUCACGUCAACAACAAAGGGAACAGAAUUCAUUGUAUCCACCAGUCUCCCUUUUCAACUCACGCACGCCCUCGAAUCGCAGCGAGUCCAGCCUAGGGGGAUAA
Molecule: messenger RNA, 2409 nt
Organism: Gloeophyllum trabeum ATCC 11539
Lineage: Eukaryota; Fungi; Basidiomycota; Agaricomycetes; Gloeophyllales; Gloeophyllaceae
Product: spindle pole body interacting protein
Exons: 10
Coding region: 1-2409 (802 amino acids)
Biological process (GO): actin cortical patch localization
Cellular component (GO): plasma membrane
Source: RefSeq, a predicted model, not a curated record